AUGGUCAAAAUGGACUUAUUUGAUAAAUUCAAGAUCUGGGCUUUGUUUAUCUGCUUGAUAGCUCAACUGGGUCAUGGCUUUUACCUUCCGGGUAGCUACCCUCACAAAUAUGGUAUUGGUGAUGUCUUGUCUGUGAAAGUGAAUUCCCUGACUUCAAUUGAUACUGAAAUUCCCUUUAGCUACUAUAGCUUACCCUUUUGCCAGCCCCAAGAGGGUGUUAAGGACAGUGCCGAAAACCUCGGUGAGCUCCUUAUGGGUGAUAGGAUUGAGAAUUCUCCUUACAGAUUUAAGAUGUACACCAAUGAGACGGAGAUCUUUCUCUGUCAAACAAAGCCAUUGUCCGGUGAAGAGUUUAAGGUAUUGAAAAAGAGGAUUGAUGAAAUGUAUCAGGUUAAUUUGAUUCUUGAUAAUUUACCCGCCAUUCGGUAUACUAGGAAGGAGGGUUUUUUCUUGCGGUGGACGGGGUAUCCUGUGGGAAUUAAGGUUCAAGAUGUGUAUUAUCUGUUUAAUCACUUGAAAUUUAAUGUUCUUGUUCAUAAGUAUGAGGAUACAAAUGCGGCUCGUGUGAUGGGUACUGGAGAUGGGGCCGAGGUGAUCCCUAUGGUUGGGAAGUCGGGAUCAGAAAAGCCUGGAUACAUGGUUGUUGGUUUGAGGUGGUCCCUUGUAGUAUUCAACACACUGCUGAGUCAUUGA
Molecule: messenger RNA, 693 nt
Organism: Ilex paraguariensis (yerba mate)
Lineage: Eukaryota; Viridiplantae; Streptophyta; Magnoliopsida; Aquifoliales; Aquifoliaceae
Source: the annotation of a GenBank genome assembly